Messenger RNA from Bemisia tabaci, 1017 nucleotides. RefSeq names its product protein kinase C-like 1B. The record is from RefSeq and is a predicted model, not a curated record. Gene Ontology annotation, cellular component: cytosol. Lineage: Eukaryota; Metazoa; Arthropoda; Insecta; Hemiptera; Aleyrodidae. Gene Ontology annotation, biological process: intracellular signal transduction; phospholipase C-activating G protein-coupled receptor signaling pathway. Gene Ontology annotation, molecular function: protein serine/threonine kinase activity.
CGGCCGAAGCGAGGGGGAACCGAGAGCGUGGGUUGGGGGAUUAGGUGGGGAUCUGCGCAGUGACGAUCCACCUAACGGACCGGAGCUUCUCAGCACCGUUCUCCACUGAGUCAAGUUCAACAAGUGUUCAUCGUAAACAGGAGCUCUUCACUGUCCCUGAAACACGAUAAAAAUGCAGCUGGUAGGAAACAAUGUCCAGCCUCAAGCACCUGAGGAAAUGAGCGGCGACGCGCGGAAAAACGCUGUUGCCUCGCGCGGAAAAGUUCACGAGGCCAAAGGUCAUGCAUUUAAAGCAACUCUCCUGACCCAACCCUCAUUUUGCUCCCAGUGUGAUGCAUUCAUUUGGGGCUGGGGUAAACAAGGUUAUCAAUGCCAAGGGUGCUCUCUUGUGACCCACAAGCGCUGUCAUAAUGUUGUCCGCGCAGAAUGUCCCAAAACAGAUACCCAGCAGGUUGACAAUGAUGAAGCCGGAUCCUCAGUUCAAAAAGGCAAGCACCCCCACUCCUUCGCAGCCACCAUGUUCAUGAAGCCAACUUUCUGCAAUCAUUGCGGUACCUUGAUCUACGGUUUAUACAAGCAAGGACUUCAGUGUAAAGGAUGCAAAACCAACAUUCACAAGCGUUGCCAACCGAAUGUGGCUCAUGACUGCGGUCACAAGAAAAGUGCAUCAACCGAGUCCCUGCCGGGCCUUUAAAUUCUGAAGGUCUACUCGGCAGACGCCUAUAUGCCUACAAGUACAAGGUACGUCGUCGUCGCAGUUCUGUGUAUGGUUGAUUCGCUGGAUGGAACUUAAAUCAAUUGAAAUGCAAAUCCCGAUGGCGAUCGCUUUAACCGCUUUGCUUUAGCAAUGAGAGCUCUUCCGCGUGAGGAGUUUGAUUAAUGCCAUGACACGGAGUACGCUUCUGCUCUGAAGACAUUACUGAAUUAUGCCUCGAAUUGUAUGCUUCUUUUCCAUUUAUACGCUUUUUCAAUGUAUUCAGUGUAAAAAAAUAAAUGCGUCAAUUCAAUGCAAAAAAA